UUAUUGCUGCUGGUUGACUUCCUCUACGGAAGAGACACUGAUCACAGAUCGAGCUGGUCUCAUUUCCUGUAUCGCGAAUUCUUUGAAGCUUUCAGACUGGUCCAAACUCCUUGGCUGAUUGUCUUGAACCCAACAUGCACUACUGCUACAAAUGCCCCCCAAAGAUUUGAAUGUUUCCUAAAUUAAGGGAUUAGAGGAGGAUGGACUAAGAAUUUUGGAUUUUGGACUAGGAUUAGAAAACGGAUCUUCUCCACCCCUGUCCGUGGAAACGACAUGAGCUUGAAGCCUGCAGGUUCCUCCGGUUUGUGUUAGCAGGGCCAGACAUCAAUCAUGGCGGACGGAAGGAUCUACGUGGGGAAUCUUCCAAUGGACGUCCAGGAAAGGGACAUUGAGGAUCUCUUCUUCAAGUACGGAAAAAUCCGCGACGUGGAACUAAAGAACAAUAGGGGAACCAUCCCCUUUGCCUUUGUGCGCUUCGAAGAUCCACGGGAUGCAGAAGAUGCCGUCUAUGGAAGGAAUGGAUAUGAAUUUGGAGACUCCAAACUUCGUGUGGAAUACCCUCGCUCCUCUGGUGCCAAAUUUAGUGGUGGUGGCCCAAGGGAAGGGGGGCCUAGGGGGAGGUUUGGGCCCCCAACUCGGAGAUCUGAAUUCCGGGUCGUAGUGACUGGGUUGCCACCUAGUGGAAGCUGGCAGGACCUGAAGGAUCACAUGCGCGAGGCGGGGGAUGUUUGUUUCGCAGACGUGCAGCGCGACGGGGAAGGCGUGGUAGAGUUCCUCCGCAGGGAGGACAUGGAAUACGCACUGCGCAGGCUCGACAGGACAGAGUUCCGCUCCCACCAGGGGGAGACGGCAUACAUACGUGUCUUAGAAGAGAGGGGUUCAAGUUACGGCCGCUCGCGGUCCCGUUCCAGAUCCAGAGGGCGCUACUCUCCUCCCUACCAGAGCAGAGGCUCCCCUCCGCCCCGCUACCAGUCCCCCCCACGCCACGCCACUUCGCGCCAUAGCCCCCCCUCCAGGAGACCCGCCCCACAGCACCACAGCCCACCCCCUCGCCACUACCGAUAAGCCAGCCAGCCAUUCACAGAAAAACACAGAUAAAAAGGAAGUUUUUUUUUUUUUUUUUUUUGCUUUUUUUUUUUUGUUGCUUUGCUCUGUUUGUCCCAGAAUCAAUCCUAGACCCAGUAUUCCUUUCUUGCUUGCAACUUACAUUCCAUGUUCCCUCAACCAUGGCCUUAAGCUUGCAGAUAUUCUUCCUGCUGGUUUUUGUUGAUUUGAGGAAAGCUUCUGUACUCUCGCGUUGCUGUAGUCCAUUUAGUCCAGAUGAUGUCGUAACAUUUGUUUCAUUUGACAGAGAACUGGUAUUAAAGUAGCAAGGUCAAUGGUCUCCUUCGCUCAGUUAUAUGAACACCAAAUGUGAUUGAGCACAACCUCGUGUGACAGAUACAAGAUGUCAACAGCCAGAAUCAGCUUUUAUAUUGAUUGUGAAUGGACCUCCAUGAAUGACUGAGUAUAUUUUGGACAUUGUUUUUUGAUUGUAAUCUGGUGAAUUUCUGUGAAGUUGAUUUAGCUUGGUUUUUAUCCAGUUCAUUCCUUUGCCAUUUCCCAAUGUUUUGUGUACCAUGGUGGCUAUGUGCAAGAGAGCUUUGUUUUUCAAUUAAAGUACACAAAUGUCUGA
Messenger RNA from Hypomesus transpacificus, 1675 nucleotides. RefSeq names its product serine and arginine rich splicing factor 9 (gene srsf9). NCBI's taxonomy places the organism in Eukaryota, Metazoa, Chordata, Actinopteri, Osmeriformes, Osmeridae. Gene Ontology annotation, cellular component: ribonucleoprotein complex; cytoplasm; nucleus. Gene Ontology annotation, molecular function: mRNA binding. The transcript has 5 exons. The record is from RefSeq and is a predicted model, not a curated record. Bases 331 to 1065 code for a protein of 244 amino acids.